Messenger RNA from Racocetra persica, 296 nucleotides. Lineage: Eukaryota; Fungi; Glomeromycota; Glomeromycetes; Diversisporales; Gigasporaceae. The record is from the annotation of a GenBank genome assembly.
AUGGAGAUUUACAAAGAAAAAAAUUGCCCAGGCUACAUUAAUAACGAAAUUCACUCAUCAACUCAAAAUCCUACUGAGAUACAAAUUGUAGUUACUUCAGUACUUGGUAUUGAUACCAAUAAAAUUGUAUGUCAAGUAAAAAAGAUUGGUAGAGAUUUUGGCAAAAAGGAACAAGGAAUGUAUGCUAGAUCAGUAGAUUGUGAUGAAGAUAUAAUUAUAUCAGGACAAAGACAUCUUUUCUUAGGGUGGCUCUUUUUUUUACUUCUAGAGAAAGUCACUUUAGCUUUUUCACAAAG